AUGGAAAAUCCGCAUUUCAUUCAUGGUGAUUUCCCAUGGAUUAUAGCUUUGUUAUGGGAUAAAGGUGAAGAUGAGCCUUUAUAUUUCUGUGGUGGAGUCUUAGUAUCAAACAAAAAAAUUAUUACGGCAGCAAGUUGUUUCUAUAACAAUGAAAGUUCCCAUCGAUUUUUCCUUCGCGAUAUUUUGAUUGUAUUUGGAUGGCAUGAUUUGAGGAAGAAAUUUGAGAUCGGAAGAUUUAUCACAUCACCGACAAAAAUCCAUAUUCAUCCAGAAUGGAAUACAUACGUAGGAAAUAAUGAUGCUGAUAUAGCAAUUUUGGAGAUAGAAGAGAAUAUUCAAUUUACUAAGUUUAUCCAGCCAAUAUGCAUGUGGGAAGCGAGUAUUAAUCCAACUAUCGCGUCAGGAUGGAUCAUCGAAUAUAAUGAAAAAAGAAAUAUUCCACAAAUCCAUAAGAUAUCUAUUCAAGAAAAUGAGCACUGCUUGAAUGGAAAUUUUGAUAUUUCUAAAGCUUCUAAAAAUCGUGUUGCCUGCGGAAAAGUAAUUGAAUUAUGUGAAGACUGCCUACUGAACAGAGGUAAUGGUAUAUUUAUGAAAAUUGGAAAUUCUUUUUAUCUUCGAGGCAUCUCAUCGCCAUGGCAAGAUGAACACGCAAAUAAAAGUACAAAUAUAACCUUUACAGAUAUUUUCCAAUUUAAGGAAUGGAUAACAAACUUUGACACAGUAAAUGAAAUAGACACAAAUGAAUUCGAGUGUGGUGUUAUGAGUAAAUCAGCAGGUUUAGUACAAGGAAAUCAGUUUACAUUGCGUGAUCAAUUUCCAUGGGUUGUGUCGAUUGUUUUUGACGGGGGAUUUCAUAAUAAUGGAGCACUAGUUUCAGACCAACAUGUAAUAACUUAUGUCGAAACUGUCGCCUCGUGGAAUAAAAUUUUAAACAGAUACCUCCCAGAUGACUUGACUGCAUUCAGAAUAUAUUUAGGGGCGAUAAAAUAUAAUGAUGCAACGAAACAUGGGUCGAUGAUGACAAGUCCAUUGGAGAUUAUUUUACACCCAUAUAUUCGGAGAAUUGAUGACACUCCUAUUAACUCAAUAGCUUUAGUCAAAAUGAAAAAAGCAGUCCAAUUUAAUAAGUUUAUAAAACCAAUUUGCAUAUGGGAUUUAGACAAUGAAUUGCAUUCAAUUGAGAAAAGUCAAUUGUAUGGUGUUGGCUAUGGAAGAGAUGAGAGUGGAAAUUUUUCUGGAAUUCGAAAGCAUGCAAAAGUUUCGGUAAUGGAUGAAGAAUAUUGCAAAUAUAUCUAUUCGGAUGCAUUGAAAAUAUUCAAUGAAACGAAAUUGCUUUGUGUUCAAGGGAAUGGAAAGGAAACGCCUUGCUUUCGUGAUACUCCACUUUUUGUUAAAUUUAAUGAAAAAUGGUACUUGCGAGGAAUUUUAUUACGUUUACGUUAUUGGACAUCCAAUGGAACGUGCAUUGCUGAUAAGCCACUUUUAUAUGAGGACAUUUCUCAAAACUCACAAUGGAUAUUGUCACAAAUUAAAUAUUAA
Messenger RNA from Chironomus riparius, 1539 nucleotides. The record is from the annotation of a GenBank genome assembly. Lineage: Eukaryota; Metazoa; Arthropoda; Insecta; Diptera; Chironomidae.